GAAAAGCUCACGCACGAUGACUACACAGUCGCGUGGAUCUGUCCUCUCGAGAUAGAACAAAUCGCUGCUCUCGAGAUGCUGGACGAAGAACACCCGAGAUUGCCGCAAUCAGCGAAUGACCACAAUGUCUACACUCUCGGAAGCGUAAAAGGUCACAAUGUCGUCGUCGCUGGCCUCCCGACGACUGGAAACUGUUCUGCUGCAACGGUUGUCGCGCAAAUGCGAAACACCUAUCCGCAUUUGAGAUUUGGCCUUCUUGUCGGCAUCGGAGGCGGUGUGCCCACCAAGACAGACGCAGGGCCUAUUCGACUCGGUCAUAUCGUGGUUAGCAAGCCUGUGGGCCAACAUUCGGGAGCUGUCCAAUACGAUCACGGCAAAGCGGAAGCUGGCGAGUUCGUCCGAACUGGCUUUCUUGCUCCACCCCCAACUGUCUUACUCAAUGCGGCAAGUGCGUUACAAGUACACCGACGACGAGUUUCGGAAGAUCCACUCAUUCCUCAUCUGAAUCGGAUUGACACUUCCAAGCGAGGCCUUCGGGCUUACAAGCGGCCUUCGCCUGAUCAGGAUCAGUUGUACGAACCAGACUACAUCCAUCUGGACAAAGAGAAAUCGUGCAAAAAGUGCGGUUGUGAAGCCAGCAAGCGUGUCAACCAAGAGGUCGAAGAUAGCGAUGAUGAGAGCGCCUGCGAGGAAGACGACGAUUGGCUCGUUGUACAUCGUGGCACCAUAGCUUCAGGCGAGGCCGUCAUGAGGAAUGGCUUACAACGAGACGCCUUGGCCGGGGUUGAUAAGAUCUUGUGUUUCGAGAUGGAAGCUGCUGGAGCGCUGAAUGAUUUUCCUUGUCUGGUCGUGAGGGGUAUAUCUGACUACUCUGAUUCCCACAAGAGUGACAAGUGGCAUGGUUAUGCUGCUGCAGUCGCGGCUGCAUAUGCAAGAGAACUUUUCCAUCAUAUGCCUGUGGAACAGGUGAAGCAAUGCAAGAUAGCGGAAGCAGUCAUACGAGAAA
This is a messenger RNA of Aureobasidium pullulans EXF-150, 1006 nucleotides long. Its product is annotated as ankyrin repeat protein. Gene Ontology annotation, biological process: nucleoside metabolic process. The transcript is spliced from 2 exons. The record is from RefSeq and is a predicted model, not a curated record. NCBI's taxonomy places the organism in Eukaryota, Fungi, Ascomycota, Dothideomycetes, Dothideales, Saccotheciaceae. The annotation marks the transcript as partial. Gene Ontology annotation, molecular function: catalytic activity.